Cryptococcus wingfieldii CBS 7118 is the source of this 999-nucleotide messenger RNA. RefSeq lists its product as hypothetical. The record is from RefSeq and is a predicted model, not a curated record. NCBI's taxonomy places the organism in Eukaryota, Fungi, Basidiomycota, Tremellomycetes, Tremellales, Cryptococcaceae. The transcript is spliced from 4 exons. The coding region runs from base 1 to 999 and encodes 332 amino acids.
AUGACCACGCCCCCCGUUCCGAAAGAACUCGCCGCCCUUAAACGCGAACUGCAACUAUCCCACAUCACCGCCGACGCCCUCCUCACCGCCGUUCAAGACCUGGAAGAGAAACAGAGUAAACUCGAGACGGAGCUUCGGGAAGUGAAAGAUGAGAGGGAUGUGCUGAGGGGGGAGAAUAAAGAGCUGACGGGGAGGUUUGCGAUUUUGAAGGGUAAGAUGAAGGGGAUUGCUAAGGAGAUGAAUGGGUUGUUAAGGGAUCCCGUGCCGCCAGUCGUGAGAUUACUAGGCGACGGAACCGAGUACUGUAUGGAAGGCAAGCCAACCGCUUCACAGACAGCAAAGUCUACACCUUCCAAGAAACGAGUGGUCGGAGUCGUCAUAGAGUCGAAAUCGAAAGCGUCACCAGCCCUCUCCUCUUCAUCCGACGUACACCUAAAGCAUGGAACAGCAACAUCAACAGCAACAGACCCUUCGCAACCUUUGCCGAGAGCGGGCAAGCUGGAAGGUAUCGAGAAAAGAAGGACGUCGGGAAAGCGAUUCUUGGAGCAAAUCGAACAAGACUCGGAAUUGGAUGCGAGGGAACGAUCAGGAGGCAAGAAGAGCAAAGACAAGGCUAUCGGCCAUGCCCACGAGAUGCGAGGGCAGUCGAUACCAUUACCCGCUGGGAACAUACAAUGGAGACCGGAGGUAGCGGCCAAACGACACGUACGGUUGGUCAUCUUACCAGGAGCUGGCGUGAAUGCGGACAUGCUGCCUGCUUUCCAACAGAAUUCGAUGCCGCACGUUCGGGCGGUGGCAAGUGCCAUAUCGAAGAAUUUGGUGUAUUUCGAGCCGAUACCUUUGUCAGAGACGAUAUCGGUGGGGGGAGCAGAUAAUGGGGCGGACAUGAAGGAGGCGGAUGAGCUAGAUAAGAACGUGGAAAUGGCGCUCAGCAAUGAAUCACAGGCAGACAGUCUGGUAGAGCUUGGUGAAAGUGCGAGCAGCGAUGAGGAGAUGUGA